AUGAGUUGGAAGUCAUUAAUUGAGUGCAAUAUUGUCCCUCAAGUGAUGUCGGAUUCACCACCAAAUGUCUGUCAGGUAUGGGAUAAGUGUGUGGAGAGCGCACACACAUCGGUGUGUCCUCUCAUAGGCGUCAAUGAAAUGCUGUUCACAGACAAGGGAUCCGCUUCUAAUAACUUGAGUCUUAUAACUGUCUUCUCUCGUCCACCGAAACCCAAAUUAACG
Molecule: messenger RNA, 222 nt
Organism: Oppiella nova
Lineage: Eukaryota; Metazoa; Arthropoda; Arachnida; Sarcoptiformes; Oppiidae
Source: the annotation of a GenBank genome assembly